GCUGAAGGCGAUCUGGAGGCGGAGAGGCGCAGCGGAGCUGCGGACACACCGGCGCUGAGGGACGGCGGAGUCUCCACCGCACGACACGCGCACAGCAGCACGGGCACCUCUGGAACGAGAGCGGCCGGGGAGCUUGUUUUUAACAUAUUUCGCCGAAAAGGACGUGGAGGGAGCGGCAGAGAGCCGGGCCGCGCCGCUGUGCAGACAGGGCAGCCGCUGCUGAAGGGAGAAAACCCGGGUCUAACUGAGAGCCGUUGAGGCACUCGGGCUCCGACACGCACCUCCUCCGAUCUCCAUCCGCCCCCCCACCCACGCCCCACCGAGCCGCCGCCAUGACCUCGGAGCUGGAGAGCAGUUUGACCUCCAUGGACUGGCUGCCGCAGCUGACCAUGCGGGCGGCCAUCCAGAAGGCAGACGCUCAGAACGCACACGGACCCGGCAUGGCCAAGAAGAGCGCCCUGCUGGACCCCAACACCACGCUGGACCAGGAGGAGGUCCAGCAGCACAAGGACGGGAAACCACCGUACAGCUACGCCAGCCUCAUCACCUUCGCCAUCAACAGCUCGCCAAAGAAGAAGAUGACCCUGAGCGAGAUCUACCAGUGGAUCUGCGAUAAUUUCCCCUACUACAGGGAGGCGGGCAGCGGCUGGAAGAACUCCAUACGGCACAAUCUCUCGCUGAACAAGUGUUUUCUUAAAGUGCCUCGCUCCAAAGAUGACCCGGGAAAGGGUUCGUACUGGGCGAUUGACACGAAUCCUAAGGAGGACACGUUGCCCACGCGGCCCAAGAAGAGGCCACGGUCUGGAGAACGGGCGUCCACACCCUACAGCCUGGAGUCGGAUUCUCUGGGAAUGGACUGCAUCAUCUCCGGAAGUGCCUCUCCGACGUUGGCAAUCAACACUGUGACUAACAAGGUGGCGUUGUAUAACCCAGAUCAGGAUGGGAGUGACAGUCCGAGAAGCAGCCUUAACAACAGCCUGUCUGACCAGAGUCUGGCCUCGGUUAAUCUCAACAGCGUGGGGAGUGUGCACAGCUACACGCCGGUGACGAGUCAUCCCGAGCCGGUGUCUCAGUCUCUGAGUCUACAGCAGCAGCAGCAGCAGCAGCAGCCCCAGUACAGCAUCCCCGAGAGAGACAAGCAGCUCCUCUUCUCCGACUUCGAAGAUCUCAGUGCCUCCUUCCGCAGCCUUUACAAGUCUGUCUUUGAGCAGUCCUUCAGCCAACAGGGUUUGAUGGGCAUGCCGUCGGAGUCGUCUCAGCAGACACACACCUCCUGCUCCUACCAGCACUCCCCCAGCAGCACCAUCAGCACCAUCAGCACACACUCCCACAACAACCAGAACAGCAUCUCCAACUCCCACCCCAACAGCAUCCCGACCAGCGGCAGCCAGGUGCCCCUCACCCACCCCCACAACUCCCCCCACGCCCAGCACCUGCCCCAGCACGGCCCCCACGCCCAGCACCCGCACGCCCAGCACUCCCAGCACAGCCAGCACCCGCACACACAGCACACGCCGCACGGCCAGCACGGUCCUCACGGGCAGCACCAGCCCCAUACCCAGCACUCCCAGCACUCCCAACACUCCCAACACACUCAACACUCUCAACACACCCAACACACCCAACACACUCCGCACUCCCAGCAGCCCCAACAACACCAACAGCACCAACAGCACCAGAACCUCUCGCACCAGCCCCAUCCAGCCCAGCAACAGAUGCCCUGCAGCACCGGUUUGCCGAACGACUGGUACCCAAACCUGGAUACACUGAAAGAGAGCUGUCGCAUUGCCAGCAGCUACAACUGGGCCGAUGUGGACCUCUCACCAUUUCAAGGUUUGAGGGAGAGUAUGCGGCAGGCAGAGCUGAAUAACUGGUCUCUGGAGCCGACCCAAAUCGCAGACCUCUGCUCCUCCAUCAACCAGUUUUUUGCCCGCACUGGAGUCAUCCAGCCACAGGGGGCAGUGCAGUCUCCUGUCUGUCACAGCACCAUGCACUCCAACAAGCCCAGCCAGCACAUCAAUACAGGAAAUAUGUAUAUGGACUCGAGACAGACCAUGUCCUCUAUGAUGGGUCCUCCGGGAUAUCCACACAUGCCUAUGAGCAGCGCGGGGAACGCCAUGACAGGUCAUCACCCGCAGAUGAACCAGCAGCACAUGAUGGCUACCGGGAACUUUCAGAUGCGGCGCAUGCCCGCCGAGGACAUCCAGGACGACUUCGACUGGGACUCCAUCGUCUAGCGCUCGCCGCCAGGGAGAAGAGUGGUGCAGGAAAACGAGAGAGAGAGAAAGAGAGAGAGAGAAGCGUGGAGGAGGAGAAGAAGAAGAAGAAAGAGAGAGUGUAUGUGAAAGAGAAUAGAGAGAGAGAAAAUAGAGAGGGCUAGUCCCCAGCUGUCUGCACGCCCCGAGGCAGGAGGCAGAUCGAUACCGGGAGCUUCAAAAAAUAAAUGAAUAAAUAAAUAAAUAAAAAAAGAAAAUAAGAAGAGGAAACGAGUGCAGGUGACGUUUUGAAACGAGCUGAAAGAGACUCCUGUUGUCGUGGUGUUUUUAGGAAAUUAAAGAAAAAACAAAGAAACAAAAAAAAAAAAAGUUACUUUGAAGACAAUCACAUUUACACUAGGACAUGUUUAAGUGAUUGCUUUCGCGCUCGUCCCCGAAACGGGAACGUGUGCGCUCAUGUUCAUGUUAAAUGUAAAACCCAACCCCCUUAUCUGUGGCAAAACCCCCUCCUCCUCCUCCUCCCCCCCUCCUUUACUGUGUCCCAACAAAAACUGCCUUUCUGCAAAUCUGCUCGUAGGCCAAGCUCUUCCCUGCCCUUUAACUGUUGUGUGAGUUUUUACAUUUUUAUUUUUCUCUGUUUUUGCUUCAUUUUAUUUGGUUUUAUUUGGGUGGGAGUGAUAUGUUUUGGCUUGUUCUCUCUCCUCUCUUGGCUCUCAUUCGUCGUGUGAUGAUUCCCUCUUUUCGUACAGGUAAUAAAACAAAGGCAGGCUUUUUCAGGGAACGUCACUCAGCCGGUGCGAGUGCUGCCCUCUGCUGGCUCGGUCCAUCUCUGUGAAUUCUGGUGCUCCACACGUCACCUGAGCCCUUACUCUGUAAAGAUCUGCUUUCCCUGAUGUGGAUUAAGCCUUAAAACUGGUUUUUAAUCUUGUUUUAGAUUUUAAUCUGCAUCUUUGAAAAACAGACAAAAGUGUUCAUGAAGCACCCGACUCAAAUCUCACGGAUCUCACGGAUCUCACGUGCUCACGAAACGUUUAAACAGUUCAACAACAUGAACGAGUACGGCUCAUAAAGCAUUUGUAAAUUGAACCACAUUACCUGCAGUAUUUGUAUUUACCUGUGUAUCUCUGCAGUCCGUGAUGUAUCAUACUCUGCCUGUCUCUUAACGGUGUGUAAAGCGCUGGGGAAUGAAUGAUGAUGACGGUGCAUCAGGAGGUGACGGACUCAAAUCUCUAAAAAUCUAAAUAUUCUGUUCAUUUUACUGUAGUAUUAAUCAAUCAAUCAAUCAGUCAAUUAAUGAAUGAAUGAAUCAUCCAUUCAUUUAUUCAAUCAAUUAAUUAAUCAAUCAAUUAAUCAAUCAAGUGUUUCACACUCGUCUCUCGCUCCACGUCUGCAUGACUGUCUACAGCUUUUGUUUUUUGUUUGUUUCUUUCUUUCUUUCUUUGUUCGUUCGUUUUCUACAGUCUCGCGUUUGCCAUCGCAGCGUGCCGCUCGAGCUAGCCUCAUGUUUACACAGCCUUCCAUUCGACUAAGAAUGGAGUGAUCUGAUAAUUCUAUACUAUAUAUUAUCACAAUAUCACAAUAUUUAUAUUGAGUGAGCCAUUUAGUUAAUUGGUUAACUGGUUAAUUAAUUUAGUUUAAAAGCUCAAUAAUGCACAAAAAAAAAAAAAAAAAAACAACAACAUGAUUUUCCCUAGUGCAGUUUUCUGGCUACUGCACUUGCGCAGAUCUCCACAUCGAGAAUAGCGUUCGCCCUUUAGCACACUGGCCCUCUCCCACUUGCAGAAUUACCAUCAAAAUUAAUGGCUCUUUUUUUUUUUUUUUU
Astyanax mexicanus (Mexican tetra) is the source of this 4038-nucleotide messenger RNA. It is a transcript of the gene foxj3, whose product is annotated as forkhead box J3. The transcript is spliced from 12 exons. The coding region runs from base 333 to 2237 and encodes 634 amino acids. Lineage: Eukaryota; Metazoa; Chordata; Actinopteri; Characiformes; Acestrorhamphidae. Gene Ontology annotation, cellular component: nucleus. Gene Ontology annotation, molecular function: RNA polymerase II cis-regulatory region sequence-specific DNA binding; DNA-binding transcription factor activity, RNA polymerase II-specific. The record is from RefSeq and is a predicted model, not a curated record. Gene Ontology annotation, biological process: regulation of transcription by RNA polymerase II.